Macrosiphum euphorbiae (potato aphid) is the source of this 2115-nucleotide messenger RNA. The record is from the annotation of a GenBank genome assembly. NCBI's taxonomy places the organism in Eukaryota, Metazoa, Arthropoda, Insecta, Hemiptera, Aphididae.
AUGUUGUGUGGUGAAAUAAUUAGAUCCCCAAAUCGAAGUCCAUACGCUACGUUGUUGUCGUCACUAUAUCCGAUGAUGACUGCUGCAGUUGUUGAAGACGACAAUUUGCUUGAAAACGGUCGUCUGAGUUACGAAAAUCCAAACUAUCAUCUUGCUGGAACUGGACACUUAGCCCUGGAUGAUGCAUUGAACUCAAACCUAACAUCAGCUACUGACUCUCCAGCUGGGUUCAAUUUGAAUGAUGACUGUAUAUUAUACUCAGAGCUUUUAUGUCGGGAAUUUGACACAGUCUGUAACAUUAAUACAGACAACAUCAACAGAAAACGCUACAAAUCUUUAGACUUGGGAUCAAUGGGCGUGGACGUGUUGGGACAAACCGGAAAAAAUUGGAAUACCAAUUUAAAUCGUAACGUGACAAGAGACAUGAAUAUUACAAAUCAACAUGAUUUAACAAACGUUAGCAACCAAAACCACCAAAUGCAAGUGUCAUACGUAAAACCAGAUUUAAUCGAAGAAUCGGAGCAAACAAAAUGUAAAGGCGGGAAUAUAAACGAAAAACGCACUCCACCCAAUACUCUAUCUUUGAACAAACAAAAGGAUACAUCUAAUAUUAAUAUGGAUAUACAACACAUACAAGGCGAUUUGAAUAAUGAUUUGUAUGCAAUUCCAAUGAAAAAUAAUUCACAUGAAUGCACCGAUGAAUUGCCAGCUGGAUGGGAAAAACACGAAGAUAACGAUGGUCCUUAUUAUUGGCACAUUAAAAGUGGGACGAUUCAAAGGGAACCUCCUGAGUACAGUGGUAAAAAUGAACCAAAAACACCAUUGGUCAAAGAUGCAGAAUCGGUAUUAAAUAGUUUUCAAAAUAACACUGAAGGUUUAAUAAGUUCAGUGACUAGAAGUACAACGAGCUCAGCUCUUGAAAAUCUUUGUUACCAAAAGAAUAGAAAAGAAGACAUGGCUUAUAAACGAAGAAGUUAUCCAGCUCGAAUCGAAAACGAAAACAAAGGUAUACGAUUUGCUGUGCGUUCUUUGGGAUGGGUAGAAAUUUGUGAAGACGAUUUAACCCCAGAAAGAAGUAGCAAAGCUGUGAAUAAGUGUAUUGUUGAUCUAUCACUUGGACGUAACGACUUUAUUGAUAAUGUGGGGCGAUGGGGAGACGGAAAAGACCUUUUUAUGGAUUUGGAUGAAGGAGCGUUGAAAUUAAUAGAUCCAGAGAAUCUCACUGUGUUGAAUACGCAACCCAUACACACAAUUAGAGUAUGGGGAGUUGGACGAGACAAUGGCAGAGAUUUUGCGUAUGUAGCUCGUGACAGAAUAACUCGGCGACACAUGUGCCAUGUGUUCAGAUGUGACAUGCCUGCUCGUACGAUUGCUAACACUCUUAGGGACAUUUGUAAAAAAAUCAUGAUCGAGCGCAGUCUCCAGCAGAACAUUUCUAGAUCUACAGACAUAAAUACUGCAACAAAAAUGAAUCAGCCGGUUAGACCGACGAACCUUCCAUUGGAAUAUCGUAAACGUAGAAGUUACCGAGGCAGUUACUCUGCAACCACCAACUUGACUCAAUCAUUCCCUACACCGAUGGAAGAACCACGUAAAGUCAUUCGAGCCACUUACUUGGGUUCAAUUGAAGUGAGCAAGGCAUCCGGAAUGGAUGUACUAAAUGACGCGAUUGUCGCUUUGGAAAAUUCUCCUACAUCAGUACCCCAAACGGUUACAGUUGCUGUAGCACCUUCAAUGAUUACCAUACAACAAGAUACUGAUGAAGGAGAUCAAAUGGUUGAAUGUCGAGUGAGGUACUUAUCAUUUUUGGGAAUAGGUCAAAAUAUAAAACAAUGCGCUUUUAUAAUGCAUACUACCCAAGAUCUGUUCAUUGCACAUGUGUUCGAGUGUGAUCCAUCCGCUGGAACACUUUGUAAAACUAUCGAAGCUGCAUGCAAAUUACGAUACCAAAAAUGUUUAGAUGCACAUCCUCAAGGUUUGAAUCCAAGUGCAUCUUUAAGUCACAAUAUUAAUAGUCCAAAUGUAAAUGGCAUAUCAAGGAAAGGUAUCAGUUCUACAUUAAAGUCAUUGGUGGGCACCAUCACGGGUCGUAAAAUGAAAUUAACCCAAUCCUGA